UGGAAGCGGUGGACGUUGCUUGUGCAGGAUUACAAAUCGAUCUACCUCACGACAAUAACAUCCUCCUCGGAGUCUCCAGUCCUCUCUCUGUCUGUGAAGGGGCAGAAUGGAGGGACCACCAUGGCCCAAAGGGAAGAAACUGGUGCACCUGGAUUUGAAAGGUGCCCCCCCGAGGGUAGAAUACCUGCACAGGCUGAUCGAGCUGUUCUCUCAGCUGGGCGCAGACGGCCUGCUGGUGGAGUACGAGGACAUGUUUCCUUAUGACGGGGAACUGAAGCUGCUGCAGGCCACAGCUCAGCCUGCUUACAGCCGGGAGGAGGUCCUGUCAAUGCAGGAAUUUGCCAAAUCUAAAGGGAUGGAGGUCGUCCCCCUUGUGCAGACGUUUGGCCACAUGGAGUUCGUGCUGAAGCAUCGGCCCAUGUGGAUCCUGAGAGAGACGGCGACCUGCGUGGGCACCCUGAACCCCCACCAAGAGGACGGCGUGAGGCUGGUGAUGGAGAUGCUGAGGCAGGUGGUGGAGCUGCAUCCGGACUCGACUGCGCUGCACAUCGGAGCAGACGAGGUGUUCAUGCUCGGCGAGGGGGAGGAGUCCAAGCUGCGGUUGGCCUCUCCCGGAUUUACGGUGGAGCAGCUUUUCCUAAAUCACGUGACCAAGGUGGCCCAGGCCAUCAAGGAGGCGUGGCCACACCUGACCGUCAUCAUGUGGGACGAUAUGAUGAGAGGCAUGAGCCAGGACACACUGAAAGCCAGUGGCCUCGUGGGAUUGGUCCAGCCCAUGUUGUGGGACUACAGCCCUAAUCUGGACGUGGACACAACCGUGUCUCUGCUGGAGAAGUACAGCGCGGCCGGCAUGUCCGACCUGUGGGCGGCCAGCUCCUUUAAGGGCUCCACCUGUGUCUACACCUGUGUGCCCAGCACGCAGAGACACGUGGAUAAUCACGUGCAGUGGCUCAAGGUGGCCGCUGCUGUGUCCGCCGCCGUCAACCUGCAGGGCAUCGCCAUCACAGGCUGGCAAAGGUAUGACCACCUGUCGGUGCUGUGCGAGCUGAUGCACGUGGCUCUCCCGUCGCUGGCGGCCUGUCUCCAGACGCUCCGCCACGGGGGGUUCAGCACCGAGGCUCAGGGCAAAGUGGCCGAGGCGCUGGGCAUCUCCUCGGUGGAGGCCGAGGCCAUCGGGAGGACGACGGCGGACGAGUCGCUGUUCCCAGGACGGAGGCUGGCCGAGUUAACCGUGGAGCUCGAUUCGCUGCUGAACUCCGACGACGUUCGGUUUUUUGAAAACAACAUGUUUUGUAGAGGUUGGUUCAGCCCCCACCACCAACAGAGGAAGAUGGUGAGCCCCCUCAUCGCCAUGCAGAUUCACAGCCAAGCGUCAACGUAUUUGACGGUGCUACAAGAGAAAGCGGCGGCCGUGAGAGAGGAGAUGGUGCGGCUCUACCCGGAGGCGACUGCCCGGGAGUGGAUCGAGGAACACGUGAGCCCCGUGACGGCUCCUCUGCAGAGGAUCACGGAGGACAUCAGAGCGUGUGUCGGCGAGAUGGUGCCCGGCAACAUGUUGCCAGUUUAGAAUCAAACUGCUACUUAGUCACAGGAGUGACUUAUGUGUAAAUAUGUGCUAAUUGCACCAAUUGUAGCAAUGACAACAACAAAAAAGGAAACUGAGUUUAAAAUCAAAUAACUUUUAUAUAAUUCCUCCAAAUGUAUCAAAAUAAACAGAGGCAACAAAAUCAGCCUGCGAAAAAAACAACCUC
This is a messenger RNA of Pseudoliparis swirei, 1751 nucleotides long. RefSeq names its product hexosaminidase (glycosyl hydrolase family 20, catalytic domain) containing (gene hexd). The record is from RefSeq and is a predicted model, not a curated record. Bases 107 to 1567 code for a protein of 486 amino acids. The transcript has 12 exons. Gene Ontology annotation, molecular function: hexosaminidase activity. Gene Ontology annotation, biological process: carbohydrate metabolic process. NCBI's taxonomy places the organism in Eukaryota, Metazoa, Chordata, Actinopteri, Perciformes, Liparidae.